Microthlaspi erraticum is the source of this 2844-nucleotide messenger RNA. Lineage: Eukaryota; Viridiplantae; Streptophyta; Magnoliopsida; Brassicales; Brassicaceae. The record is from the annotation of a GenBank genome assembly.
AUGUUGCAGAGAGCAGCGAGCAAUGCGUAUUCAUGGUGGUGGGCCAGCCACAUCCGCACAAAGCAAUCCAAAUGGCUCGAACACAAUCUUCAAGAUAUGGAAGAGAAAGUAGAGUAUACUCUUAAGAUCAUAGAUGAAGAUGGAGACACAUUUGCCAAAAGAGCUGAGAUGUAUUACCGUAAAAGGCCAGAGAUUGUCAAUUUCGUCGAAGAGGCUUUUAGAUCAUACCGUGCAUUAGCCGAACGCUACGAUCAUUUAUCAAGAGAGCUUCAAAGUGCAAACCGCACAAUCGCCACAGCUUUCCCUGAGCAUGUUCAGUUUCCUCUAGAGGAUGAUGAUGAAGAUGGAAAUAGAGAUUACGAAGGAAAUAAACCGCCUAAGCAUCUUCAUCUAAUCCCCAAGGGAAGCAACAUCCCUGAAGUCCCUGAGAUUCCAAAGAAAGAAUUCAGGAGUCCGUCUAUGAUGUUGUCAAGAAAAGGACCGGCUGGUCUUAAAAGGACAGUGUCCACUGCAAUGGCGAAGCGGGAAGCUGCGGCGAUGGUGAGCUCGGGGUUGAGUAAAGAAGAGGGCUUGGAGGAGAUUGAUAAGCUUCAGAAAGGGAUCUUGGCGUUGCAGACGGAGAAGGAGUUUGUGAGAAGCUCUUAUGAGCAGUCUUAUGAGAGGUAUUGGGAUUUGGAGAAUGAAGUGACUGAGAUGCAGAAGAGGGUUUGUAGUUUGCAAGAUGAGUUUGGUCUUGGCGCUGCGAUUGAUGAUAGUGAAGCUAGGACGUUGAUGGCGAGCACUGCUUUGAGUUCUUGUAAAGUGACACUUGGUAGGCUUCAGGAGAAGCAGAAGCAAUCUGUUGAACAAGCUGAAGUUGAGAAAGAGAGGAUCAUUACUGCUAAAGAGAGAUUUUAUGCAUUGAGGAACAGAUUUGAGAAGUCAGAUGAUUAUUAUGUUGCCAAGACAGAAGCACAAGAAGAACAAGAACAAGAAGAAGAAGCUGAUGUAGUUCAAGAACCGAGCUAUGAGUCUGAGAGAGAAGAGUCAAACGAGAAUCUGACUGUUGUGAAGCUUGCGGAGAAGAUUGAUGAUCUUGUGCAGAGAGUUGUUUCGUUGGAGACAAAUGCUUCUUCUCACACUGCCUUGGUGAAGACGUUAAGAACAGAGACAGAUGAGUUACAUGAACAUAUCCGCGGUCUGGAGGAAGACAAGGCGGCUCUUGUUUCGGAUUCGACGGUUAUGAAACAGAGGAUAACCGUUCUUGAAGACGAGCUGAGUAAAGUGAGAAAGCUGUUCAAGAAAGUGGAAGAUCAGAACAAGAAUCUACAGAUUCAGUUCAAGGAAGCUAAUAAGACUGCUGAUGACUUGUCUGGCAAGUUACAAGAUGUGAAGAUGGAUGAAGAUGUUGAAGGAGGCGGAAUCUUCCAGAGAGUUGUUUCAGGAUCAGAAGAUUCUCACUCGAAGGAGACACAAAUGAGGAAGAAAGCUGCUGCCGUUUUAGUCAAAGAGAGUGAAGAAGAACACAGUGAAGGAGGUCAAGAAGAGAAACGUGAGGUUAAAGACUCUUUCGCUUUAUCAGAAACAGCAAGCACUUGUUUCGGGACAGAAACAGAAGAUCUUGUAACGGAAGACGAAGAUGGAGAGACACCAAACUGGAGGCAGAUGUUACCAGACGGCAUGGAGGAUAGAGAGAAGGUUCUGUUAGAUGAGUACACAUCAGUACUAAGAGAUUACAGAGAAGUAAAGAGAAAGUUAGGUGAAGUUGAGAAGAAGAACAGAGAAGGUUUCUUCGAGCUAGCAUUACAGUUGAGAGAGCUCAAGAACGCUGCUGCUUACAAAGACGUAGAGAUUCAGUCUCUACGCCAAAAGCUCGACACGCCUGGGAAAGACUCUCCGCAUCAAGCAGAAGGAAACAACAGUUUGGAACAUGAUCAAGGACAGAGAGAGAGCGUGAGCAUUUCGCCGACUUCUCUCUUUUCGGUUUCCACUACGCCUCAUCAUCAAGGAGGAGAUGUUAAGAGAACACCAGGGAGAACAAAGUCAGCUGAAGUUAGAGUGAAGUUUGUAGAUGUUAACGACAGUCCAAGAAGCAAGAUACCAACUGUGGAAGACAAAGUUCGUGGUGAUAUCGACGCGGUGUUGGAAGAGAAUCUCGAGUUCUGGCUAAGAUUCAGCACGUCUGUGCAUCAGAUACAGAAGUACCAGACAACAGUUCAGGAUCUGAAGUCAGAGCUGUCGAAACUGAGAAUCGAAAGCAAGCAGUCGCAAGAAUCUCCAAGAAGUGGUGGUAAUAACUCUGCAGUUGCAUCAGAGGCAAAACCUAUCUACAGACAUCUCAGAGAGAUUCGAACAGAGCUACAGUUGUGGCUAGAGAACAGUGCGGUUCUUAAAGACGAGCUCCAAGGAAGGUAUGCAUCACUAGCUAAUAUCCAAGAAGAGAUUGCGAGAGUCACGUCUCAGUCAGGUGGUAGUAAAGUAAGUGAUUCAGAGAUUAGUGGUUACCAAGCUGCAAAGUUCCAUGGAGAGAUACUUAACAUGAAACAAGAGAACAAAAGGGUCUCGACCGAGCUUCAGUCUGGUCUUGACCGUGUAAGAGCGAUGAAAACCGAAGCGGAGAGGAUUCUGAGUAAAUUGGAAGAUGAUCUUGGGAUCACAAGUGCAACAGAGGCAAGAACAACUCCGAGUAAGAGCUCGUCGAGUGGGAGACCGAGGAUUCCAUUACGGUCGUUCUUGUUCGGUGUCAAGUUAAAGAAACAUAGUAAACAGAAGCAAUCUGCGUCAUCUCUCUUCUCCUGUGUGAGUCCAUCACCAGCUCUGCAAAAACAGUCUAGUUACAUUAAACCUGGAAAGCUCCCUGAAUAA